Molecule: messenger RNA, 493 nt
Organism: Drosophila subpulchrella
Lineage: Eukaryota; Metazoa; Arthropoda; Insecta; Diptera; Drosophilidae
Exons: 2
Coding region: 148-465 (105 amino acids)
Cellular component (GO): membrane
Molecular function (GO): protein binding
Source: RefSeq, a predicted model, not a curated record
CCCGUUCGUUUCGUCGUCGUCGGUGGUUGUUGGUAUUGCUCGAACGUUCGCAAAAAACUGUUGAAAAUACUUGGUUGAAAGUUGUGUGUCAAAGCUAGCAAGUUUUAAUUAAUUGUGCCGUGCUGAGUGCUAACUAACGUGUGCAAUAUGUAUUUUUUGGCAUUACUUGCGUUCAUUGGAAAUGCCAAAGAUGGAAAUGCGGUGAGCUCGAGCCUAAUCCCCGGCGGCUCCUGCCGCGACUACAACGGGAAGAUGUACGAGACGGGCAUGCAUUACAUGCCGGGACCCGACUCUUGCCGCCUGUGCAUCUGCGACAGCGGGCUGCCCAAGGCGUGCAAGAUGGUGCUCUGCGAGGCGUUCAGCAAGUGCAAGUCCUUCCAGACGGUGGGCAGCGGCAACAACUGCUGCGAGGUGAUCUGCCUGGACGACCAGUUCAGCGACGGGAGCACCGACUUCGGCAUUUGACUGGUGGCCAGUGGCAUCACGGCCACGU